This is a messenger RNA of Brassica rapa (field mustard), 848 nucleotides long. RefSeq lists its product as uncharacterized. NCBI's taxonomy places the organism in Eukaryota, Viridiplantae, Streptophyta, Magnoliopsida, Brassicales, Brassicaceae. The record is from RefSeq and is a predicted model, not a curated record.
GGAGUGUUGAGAGACUUGAGACGAUGAGGGAGAAGAUACAGCAGAGCUUUUUUGAAAAGACAAAAUGAUCCACGCACAACGACGUCGUUUGGAGGGCUCAAACGCAGCCGUUUAAUGUAGCUGAAGCUUAAAACAUCCCAAAAGCCGACGAACACAGAGAGAGACUGAAGCGACGAAGUUUGAACAUCCAACAAUGGAUGAGGAAAGAGAAGGAGAAGUGAAGGAAGGAGUAGCAUCAAUAGCUUUAUUGCCAUGUGGUUCCAUCUCUGGCCAUUUCAUUCACACGCCUCUCUCCAUCUGUUAUGGCCUCCAUGGCACUGAACUGGCUUGUGAGACUGAGUGCAGCCGCGGUGAGGAUUAUCGGUUGAUCAAGCUCACCAUCAUUGACUACAAUAGUAAAAAGGAACAAACAGUUGUAGUUGAGUGCAAAGGUCACGAUGCUGCUCGAAUUAAUAAUGUCGAGCAUGCUCACGGCUGGGAGGAAGAUGUGAUAGGAUUAGUCGAACAAAAACACGGGAAGAAGAAAGUUUCUGUUUCGUUCGAGUGUGAGACACUGAAGGCAGAUAAAGCAGCAGAGGACCACAUCAGACAGUUCAUGCCCAAAUUAGCUGGACUUGAUGCUGUCAUUAACAUUGGACCAAUGAAGAUCUCUGGGCUUGAUUUUGCUGCAGUGGAAGAUGAACACAGAAACUAAGACAGAACAGAACUAGAUUUUGCUAGUGCAGUGUCAGUCAAGGAUCUAUUAGAACUUAAUUUUAAGAGUGAAAGAAAACAAAAUCUUUAGACACUUUUCUCAUGUUAUGCUAUUAGAACUUAUUUUAAAAUUAUUUUUGCUUAGGAAUCACUCA